AUGGAUUCUCGGGAACCGCACCAGCAACCGCAACCACCAAACAUUAUGGUGGGACCCACCUCCUUCCCUUCCAUGUUGGCACCCGCCACUGCCCGAUUUCCUUUUAUCAGCAACAACAACCAUCACCACAACCCUCCCCCUCCUCCUCCUCCCCCACCUCCGCCCGAGCCUCUCAACAACAACAACACCAUGUGCGAGGCUGCGUUGAAGCCGUGUACGCUCGCAGUCGGUUCCUCGGAGUCCUCCAAGAAGAAGAGGGGCCGGCCCAGAAAGUACUCACCAGAUGGCAACAUUGCUUUGGGCCUUGUCCCCAACCACACCGCGGCUUCUUCCUCCGAGCCUGCCCCCAAGAAGCACCGAGGACGCCCUCCUGGCUCCGGCAAGAAGCAGAUGGACGCCCUCGGAAUCACUGGAACUGGUUUCACUCCCCAUGUUAUCUCCGCCGAAGCUGGGGAGGACAUUGCUGCAAAAAUUAUGGCCUUCUGUGAGCAAGGACCACGGACAGUUUGCAUUCUUUCUGCUACUGGUCCUAUCCGCAAUGUCACCAUUAGACAGCCGCCCUCCGCCUCCUCCCUUUCUGGGACUGAUGUGUCAUAUGAGGGUGAAUUUGAGAUCAUAUCACUUUCAGGUUUUACUCAACAAUCUGAAAACAAUAGUGGUCAAAACGGAAUGCGUUCCUUGAAUGUGAGUUUAGCAGGACGGGAUGGGCGAGUAUUAGGUGGUGAAGUUGCUGGAGCUCUUACUGCAGCCUCGGCAGUUCAGGUAGUUGUGGGUAGCUUUAUUGCAGAUUUAAAAAAGUCUAGCUCAAGUAACCUGAAAUCUGGACGAUCUUCGACGCCAUCAUCCCAAUUGUUAAAUUUUGGUGCACCUACAACUCCAACCACUCCUACUUCUCAAGGGCCUUCAACUGAGUCAUCAGAGGAUAAUGAGAACAGUAAUUUUAGUAAGGGCCCAGGAGGCCAGGGACUCUACAAUAACAAUAAUGGUAGUCAGCCUAUUCAUAACCUGCAGAUCUACCAUCAACUAUGGACUGGCCAAACUCAGCAGUGA
This is a messenger RNA of Sphenostylis stenocarpa, 1050 nucleotides long. The record is from the annotation of a GenBank genome assembly. Lineage: Eukaryota; Viridiplantae; Streptophyta; Magnoliopsida; Fabales; Fabaceae.